This is a messenger RNA of Acanthamoeba castellanii str. Neff, 1437 nucleotides long. RefSeq names its product protein phosphatase 2C domain containing protein. Gene Ontology annotation, molecular function: protein serine/threonine phosphatase activity; cation binding. The record is from RefSeq and is a predicted model, not a curated record. The transcript has 6 exons. Bases 1 to 1437 code for a protein of 478 amino acids. Gene Ontology annotation, biological process: protein dephosphorylation. NCBI's taxonomy places the organism in Eukaryota, Discosea, Longamoebia, Acanthamoebidae.
AUGGCAAACAAGUUCAACUACAAGGGGUUCGUGAAGCAGACGAACACGCUUCACGCCAACCUCACGGAUUCGCAGGAGAAGAAGCGGAAGGAGAACGGCGGGGACGAUUCCCCAGCGAGCGGCGGUUCGUCGCCGGCGUCCCACUCCCCAUCGACUUCGUCAUCGACCGUCGACACGCGCCACACCCCCGCCCCCUCCCAAAUCAAAGCCGCCGCCCCUCACACCAGCCGACCGGCGGUGAAGAAGCCGCCGCCGCUGGGCAAUGCGGCUGCGAAGGACAUGUCGAAGCGGCUGGUGGGCACGGUGAAGGCGGGCGGGCGCGUGGGCAAGAUGCUCGAGAUGCUGGAGAAUGGCGGGUGGGACGAGGUCGAACGCGAGAUCAAGGAGCGCGAGGAGCGCGAGGAGAAGCGACGCGAGGAUCUGGGCAUCGUGGCGAGCCCCCGCGCCAACGGCGGCGCCUCAUCGACGGCCGCGCCGGCGAAACAGACCUCGCCAUCGCCCUCGCCCUCGCCGCGAGGACCGGCGGCUACCGGAGCGAAAAAGAACGAAGCGAAAGCGAACGGCGGCGCGCAGGCCCCCAAGUCACACGGGCUCAAGCCCGAGCGAAGGAUUCUCGCUUACGGCCUGGGCGCAGUGCAGGGAAAGAGGCCAACAAUGGAGGACGCACAUGCGGCCUACCUCGAACUGCCUCAGAACCCUCACGUUGCCUUCUUCGGCGUCUACGACGGCCACGCAGGUGAUGAGUCGUCGACGUACGUGGCCGAGUGCCUGCACGAUGAGAUCGACCGCGCGCUGGCCCGAGCCCAGAGCACGGCCGACUGGGCCGCGGCCGUCACGUCGGCCUUCUCCACGGUCGACGAGAAUCUGAUGGACGAGAGCGAGUCCAUGAUGUGGACCUCGGGCACGACGGUGGUGUGCGCCGCGUUUCACAAGGAGGAGCGGGAGCUGUGGGUGGCCAACCUGGGCGACUCGCGGUGCGUGCUGGCGCGCCACGACCAGGGCGGGCCGAAGGUGGUGGCCGAGCCCCUGUCGUCGGACCACAAGCCCUGGGUCGAGGGCGAGAUCCAGCGCAUCGAGCGCGCCGGCUGCCGCGUCACCGAAGGACGCAUCAACGGCACACAUGCGAUGAGCCGGGCAAUGGGGGACUUUGAGCUGAAGAACAACAUCAACCUCGACAUGCGGGACCAAGCCAUCUCCAACGAACCGGAGAUCCGAAAAGUCGGCGUUGCCACGGACGAGCUAUUCGUUGUGCUGGCUUGUGACGGACUCUUUGAUGUGAUGACCGACCAAGAGGUGGUGGAGUGGGUGUACGACCGCCUGGCAUCGACCAACGACGACCUGGACACGAUCGCCGAGCGCCUGGCCCACCAUGCCGUCGACAUCGGCAGCACCGACAACGUGAGCGUCCUCAUCGUCACCCUCCCCCACCAUAACUGA